ACUGGCCCGGCCUCAGAACGGAGCCUGUAGCCGGGCGCCAUCUUUGACGCUGGCAGUCUUGGUUUUCUGCUGGUGCUGCUGCUGCGGGGACGACGGACGGCAGCGGCUAAGCACGAAGAAAGACGUGGCAGCCGGCGGGAGUCGGGGAUAGUGUCAUCGGUUCGGUAAAGUUUCUGUUCUCUGAUUUGGGGAUAAUCCCUGCCCAAAAAAUUCCUGGAAAAUUGACUAGUAUUAAGUGUGAGUAAAAGGUGUCCACUUUUUUUUAAGUUUUGAUUUUAGUUUUGUCUUGGAUAGUGUUUGGCAAGAUUUAGCCUAGAAGUUAUGUAGUAUUUAUUACGUACGAGAGAAUCAAAAUUGCUUGGUUACUGGGCUGGUUUCAAAAUUUAGGACUCAUUUCUAUGUUUCAAAAUAGUUAUUUUUUUUUUUAUUCUUAAAUGGUAAGUGUACCAUUGUGAAAUGAAAUUUCAGCUCCAAAAGUUUACCCUUUUACUAAUUGGAGUAAAUGGAUAAUUACAAAGUCUUUAGCUACAGCCAUCAGUAGUAAAGAAUUUGGAACUAGGCGGCGUAAGCAAGCCUUUCUAGGGCCAAUAUUGUAUGGCAUGCCAGUGACACUGGUGUUGAUACAAAAGGAGAAAUAAGUCUUCCCUUAGAUAGAAACUUCUGUGUUUUGACAGUUUCAUUUUAGAAUGGCUAUUAUGCUGCUCUGCCUUCUACAGCUUGCUGCACCACUCUGUAGUUACUCUAUAACUAUCCGUUUCUUUUUUGGUUAAACACUCCCUGAUGAUGAUGAUGAUGCUAUACAUACAUCCAUAUGAUACACGUUGAUAUGUGUGUAAGGAUUUCCCUUCGUCUUUAUUUUUUGGGCUGGGCAAAAUUUAAUGUAACAAUAACUUCUUGAUACUUUGGUAUAAGAGUAAGUUCACUAUUUUUAUAAUGAACCCAAAUCUAAAGUCUUUUAUCAUUUAUUUUAAAAGGGAAAACUUAUCCAGAUGUUAUGUUUGUACACAUUUGUGUAUGUGUGUGUGUGUGUGUGUAAGCCAGUUAGUAUAUAUGUAUAUUAUAUACAUAAAACAUUUUAUAUUUUUACAUACAAGUAUGCUUUUAUUAUACAGAUAAUAAAGAUGGGGGAAGGUUUCUGUUUUUUUCUUAAUAGGUGAAGAAAUCUUGAAGACCAGAAAUUGGAUCUUAUUGAAUUUUGGUGUUUUUUUUUCCGUUUUUUCCUCUUUUUCUUCUUUUUUAAAUGAUAUUGUUCGACUAUGGAAGAUGGAUCUUUUUUUUUUUUUUUUUUUUUUGUAGCCGUCUGAAUCUCAGGUUCAUUUUUAAAUGAACUCCUUUUUUUGUUGUUUUUUUUUUUUUUGAGGAGAUAACUAACCCUAGUUGUCUCCAGUCUGAAAAAGGUUAUUCGAAUGGACUUAAUCUCCUAGUAGUUGGGAGAUGUUUUAAAAACACGUCCUGUGUUUGAAUUGUGGCUGAGAGGUUUCCUUGGCAAUGUGAGGAGGAAAAUUUUUUCUGCCUCUUUAUUAUUAAUUCACGGAUUGAGUGUUGGUUCGACCUACAGGCGUAAUAGAUUGGAACUCAGUGAAGACACAGACGUUCCUGUUGAGAGCAACCAGCUAAUGAUUACAUUUUAAAGACAGUUUCUGUGAUUGAGUUGUCAUUUGGAAGAUUGAACCAUUUCAAGAGGACUUGGAGCUGGUCCUCACCUUGAGGAAGCAGUGGCUUGUUCCAAGAAGCCACUUCUGAUCUAAGAAUCUACUCAGCAUGCCUAACCAAGGAGAAGACUGCUAUUUUUUUUUCUAUUCUACAUGUACCAAAGGCGACAGCUGCCCAUUCCGUCACUGUGAAGCUGCACUAGGAAAUGAAACUGUUUGCACAUUAUGGCAAGAAGGGCGCUGUUUUCGACAGGUGUGCAGGUUUCGGCAUAUGGAGAUUGAUAAAAAACGCAGUGAAAUUCCUUGCUAUUGGGAAAAUCAACCGAUGGGAUGUCAAAAACUAAACUGCGCUUUCCAUCACAACCGAGGACGUUAUGUUGAUGGCCUUUUCCUACCUCCAAGCAAAACGGUGUUGCCCACUGUGCCUGAGUCGCCAGAAGAGGAAGUGAAGGCUAGCCAACUCACAGUUCAGCAGAACAAAUUGUCUGUCCAGUCUAAUCCCUCCCCUCAGCUGCGGAGUGUUAUGAAAGUAGAAAGUUCUGAAAAUGUUCCUAGCCCCACACAUCCCCCAGUUGUCAUUAAUGCUGCAGAUGAUGAUGAAGAUGAUGAUGAUCAGUUUUCUGAGGAAGGUGAUGAAACCAAAACACCUACCCUGCAACCAACUCCUGAAGUUCAUAAUGGAUUACGAGGGACUUCUGCCCGGAAACCUGGGGUCAAUUUAAAGCAAGGUGAAUGUUUGAAUUUUGGGAUAAAAACUCUUGAGGAAAUUAAGUCAAAGAAAAUGAAGGAAAAAUCUAAGAAGCAAGGUGAAGGAUCUUCAGCAGUUUCCAGUCUUUUACUCCACCCUCAGCCCAUUCCAGGUCCUGAGAAAGAGAAUGUCCGGACCGUGGUGAGGACAGUUACUCUGUCCAGCAAACAAGGGGAAGAACCCUUGGUUAGAUUGAGCCUUACUGAGAGACUAGGGAAACGAAAAUUUUCAGUAGGUGGUGACAAUGAUCCUCCAUUAAAGCGUAGCCUUGCACAGAGGCUAGGGAAGAAAGUUGAAGCUCCAGAAACUGACACUGACAAAACACCAAAGAAAGUUCAAGUUUCCAAGUCUUUGAAGGAGCGAUUAGGCAUGUCAGCUGGUCCAAACAAUGAGGAGGCAACGGAGAGAGUUAAAGUUGGUGAGAUCCAUGUUAAGACAUUAGAAGAAAUUCUUCUUGAAAGAGCCAGUCAAAAACGUGGAGAAUUGGAGACUAAACUCAAGACAGAAGGACCUUCAAAAGCUGAUGAUUCUACUUCCGGAACAAGAAGCUCCUCCACUAUUCGAAUAAAAACCUUCUCUGAGGUACUGGCUGAAAAAAAACAUCGGCAGCAGGAAGCAGAGAAACAAAAGAGCAAAAAGGAUGCAACUUGUAUCAAACUAAAGACUGAUAGUGAAAUUAAAAAAACAGCGGUUUUGCCAACUGUAGUUGCUGGCAAAGGACAAUCAGAGGAGCCUACAGGUAGAACAAAGUCUAUGCAGGAGGUACACAUCAAGACGCUGGAGGAAAUCAAACUGGAGAAGGCCCUGAGGGUGCAGCAGAGCUCUGAGAGUAGCACCAGCGCCCAGCCUCAACCUGAGACUACCCCGGGGGCAAGGCGGCUGCUCCGAAUCACCAAAAAAGCAGGAAUGAAAGAAGAGAAGAAACUUCAGGAAGGAAGUGAAGUUGCUUCUCAGAGCAGUGUUACUAAAACAGAAGCUAAAGAGGCUUCAGAUGAAGCCACAGGAAAUGACAUCACUAAAGUUCAGGUCAAGAGAUGUGAGACCGUGAGAGAGAAGCAUGUGCCGAAACAGGAGAGGGGAACUUUACAAAAGGAAAAAUCAGUCUUGACGCCUCUUCGCGAAGAUGUAGCCUCUUGCAAUGCUCAAGUGGCAGGGAAACCAGUGCUCACUGCUGUGCCAGGAAUCACACGGCACCUGACCAAGCGGCUUUCCACUAAGUCAUCCCAGAAAGUGGAGGUAGAAACCUCAGGGAUUGGGGACUCAGUACUGAAUGUGAAAUGUGCAGCACAGACCUUGGAAAAAAGAGGUAAAGCUAAACCCAAAGUGAAUGUGAAGCCAUCUGUGGUUAAAGUUGUUUCAUCGCCCAAAUUGGCCCCAAAACGCAAGGCAGUGGAGGUGCACCCUGCUGUCAUCGCAGCUGUGAAGCCACUUAGCUCCAGCAGUGUUCUACAGGAAAGCCCUGCCAAAAAAGCAGCUGUGGCUAUUAUCCCACUCCUCUCUGAGGACAAAUCAGUCACUGUGCCUGAGGCAGAGAAACCUAGAGACAGUCUUAUGCUGCCUCCAGCUCAGUCCCCUUCAGAUCCCUCACCCCCAGAAGUAUCUGGCCCUUCUUCAUCCCAAAUGGCCACGAAAACUCGCCGGCUCAGCUCUGCCUCAACAGGAAAGCCCCCACUAUCUGUGGAGGAUGAUUUUGAGAAACUCAUAUGGGAAAUUUCAGGAGGCAAAUUAGAAGCUGAGAUUGACCUGGAUCCUGGGAAGGAUGAAGAUGACCUUCUGCUUGAGCUAUCAGAAAUGAUUGAUAGCUGAAAGUGGUGGUGAGGACACUUCAAAAAAAAAAACUCACCAAAAAACUGGACUUAGUUUAAUCUAUUGUAACAUUUACCUGAGAUGAUCAUUCUUUAGUUUAGAAUUUGCCCCAGAUCGGAAGUAUACCUCUGAAUUAUCUGUAUGUGUCCUGGAUUCCUUGAUUUUUGUAUAAGUCAAUAACCAUUUAUCCAUUUGAUGCCAUUGUUUAGCAUCUUUGAGAAAAAUGUUCUGUCAUACCCUUAUCUUCACAAAAAAAGAGACUGAGAGGGAGUUCCAAGUGAAAAUGUGCAAGAGAACUUAGUGACUCCUUGAGGUGUUUGUCAGUUUUGGUUUGUUUCUUCUUUGUUGUACUCUUUCUUUUAUGUAAUGUCUGUAUGUACUUAAUAUUACCUGAAUUUGAAAUGGAUGAAGACAGCUGCUACCAUUAAGGACCAAAUUUCAUGCUACCACUAAACAAAAAAAAACCCCACUCAGUCUGUGUUAAAUUGUAUGUCUUUUUAAAGGUAUUUGCAGAUUUAACUAAGCUUUAAAGAGGGCUGAGCAGCUCAGGAAGUCUAUAAUGUGGACAUAACUCUUUGGACCUGAUUUUGAUCUUCUGCUGCUCUGUUAGCCUCUGAAGAGCAAUAUCUAAUUUAUUAUUACUGUAAUUUUUUUAAGGCUUUAAAGUGCCUCAGGGGUCCUUUGAAACUAAUUUUCUAUUUCUGGGAUUCCUGGAUUCAUUAUAAGAGAUGGUGUCAUGAUUAGAGAUAUUCUUUGUUAGUAUGAAAAUUGUCCCUUCUUCAGUACUUGCCUCCUGCUGGCAUUGAAAUAUCACAGGGACAAAGACUGAUUAAUUUUUUAUUUCUAACUCUUUCAGCAAACUCCUAUUGCCCAGUAUUUAUUUGGUGUCCUUUUACCACCAGAGAGAGAAAAAUGAACUUGCUUAAGCUGCCAAUAUAUGGACUGCACCAGUACAAUGGAUUGUACUGUAGCAGGGAUAUUGCGAUGCUCUGGGGGUGUAUUGUAUACCUGCCAGUUUUCUUCGUUUCUGAAUUGAAUUUUCUUUUCUUGAUGUUGGUCUCCUUCAUAUCACCUCAAGGUUUAGACUUGCGAAGGAAUAAGCAUGAUGGGGACAAUAGUCUUGAAAGGAGACAUAAUGUAUAUAAUCGGAAGGAGGAGGAAGGCCAAGGACUUGUCCAUUUUGAUAUUUUGCUGUGGGUGGCCAGUUUUGUUUCUCAUAGGGAAAUCUGACCCACCUGUCAUGUUGGCUCCUAAGGAACUGCUGUUGUAAGCGGCUCAUCAAGAGUUGAACUUCAUGUAGCCUUGUUGGGAAUACAGAAAGGAAGAAAGCCACAGGACUGCCCAUUCAGUCUUGGGAAGAUCUGGAUGAUUCUGCACAAACAAAAAUGACUUGAAAUUUAUGUAUAGACGCACCUCUACCAAUCCAUCUUCAGCUGACUGAAUGUUGUAUGAUAGCCCUUCUCCAAAGCAGGGUGGAAUGUACUGGUUUCACCACAGAUUUUCUACUCAUUUCAUUUUUGGAAUUAGCUUAUCAAUUCCGGGUCUCUUUUGUAUAUAACCUUUAUUCCUUUGCUUUUUUAAGAAUAAUUUUGUUUCAUAUUUAAAGCACUUGUAUUAGUCAAUGGUUCGUGUUCAGCAUUAUUUGAACCCUUACGGAAAGAGAAAUACUUAUUUGUGUUUUAAAUAAACUGGUGUAGGAAAGUCUUGA
Messenger RNA from Carlito syrichta (Philippine tarsier), 5914 nucleotides. RefSeq names its product zinc finger CCCH-type containing 11A (gene ZC3H11A). Gene Ontology annotation, molecular function: metal ion binding. Bases 1762 to 4206 code for a protein of 814 amino acids. Lineage: Eukaryota; Metazoa; Chordata; Mammalia; Primates; Tarsiidae. The transcript has 18 exons. The record is from RefSeq and is a predicted model, not a curated record.